This is a messenger RNA of Diuraphis noxia (Russian wheat aphid), 507 nucleotides long. RefSeq lists its product as uncharacterized. The record is from RefSeq and is a predicted model, not a curated record. Lineage: Eukaryota; Metazoa; Arthropoda; Insecta; Hemiptera; Aphididae.
GUGCCGCCAUGGGACUGUCAGUGGCGGGAGACGGGCCUUCGUAGAUUUAACGCUGCGAAGGACACCGUCGAUUCAGCCAAAGGCAUCGCGAAGACUAUGCUAAUUGACCGGUUACAAAGCUUAAUUGCGGUGCUUAUCACAUUAAUUGGCGUUUUGCUUGCAAAUUCGGCUUCAGAACCUAUAUUACCCACGGAUUGGUCGAACGAAACGCAUCGUCAGAGCAACAACAAAAGUCUGAACAAAAACUCUCAAGACUGGUUAGGUGGAGAAGAGACGUCGAUAGAAGAAGAGGUAGCCGACCACCAUUGGCUGUCUAGUCGUAAGAGCCAAGAAUAUUUAAUCGCUGUCGGUGGUCAGGAAGACUGUUGUCCGUCACAGAUGGAAAUGAUCGAACCAAACGGUGGAAGUAACCCAGACGGGCUGUACGUCGAGCUUUUCAGGGGACAUCAUCCAGACGAACUAUCUAGGACUGUAUCGGAAAAUUUAGGAAUUUCUUAUGAUCGGUAA